Dunckerocampus dactyliophorus (ringed pipefish) is the source of this 2416-nucleotide messenger RNA. It is a transcript of the gene phgdh, whose product is annotated as phosphoglycerate dehydrogenase. The transcript has 12 exons. Gene Ontology annotation, biological process: L-serine biosynthetic process. Gene Ontology annotation, molecular function: phosphoglycerate dehydrogenase activity; NAD binding. The record is from RefSeq and is a predicted model, not a curated record. Bases 119 to 1702 code for a protein of 527 amino acids. NCBI's taxonomy places the organism in Eukaryota, Metazoa, Chordata, Actinopteri, Syngnathiformes, Syngnathidae.
UUCAAAAGCAACACCCGGUGGCCAUCACAAGUCUGCAAGAAGGCUGCAGCGGUCUGCCAGCACGAGUUGUCCGUUCAUCCGACAAAAACUUUCACGGGAGACACAAACAAAAGCCAAGAUGAUCUCCAUCAAGAACCUUCUCAUCAGUGAAAGUGUGGACCCUCGCUGCAGGAGCAUCCUGGAAGAAAAUGGCAUCCGAGUAACGCAGAAGCAGAACAUGAAAAAGGAGGAAUUGAUCGCCGAGAUCAAGGACUACGACGGCCUGGUGGUGCGAUCCGCUACCAAGGUGACGGCCGACGUCAUCAACGCCGCCGCCAAUCUGAAACUCAUCGGGAGAGCCGGGACUGGGGUAGACAAUGUGGAUGUUGAGGCCGCCACCAGAAAGGGGGUGAUCGUCAUGAACACGCCCAGCGGCAACACCAUCAGUGCGGCCGAGCUGACCUGCGCCCUCCUGAUGAGCCUCUCACGAAAUGUGCCUCAAGCAGCGAUGUCCAUGAGGGCGGGGAACUGGGAUCGCAAAAAGUUUAUGGGCGCGGAGCUGUUCGGCAAGGUGCUGGGGAUAGUCGGACUGGGGAGGAUCGGGAAGGAAGUGUCCCACAGGAUGCAGUCCUUCGGCAUGAAGACCAUCGGCUAUGAUCCAAUCACGCCACCUGAGGUGUCGGCCAGUUGGGGGGUGCAGCAGAUGUCCCUGGAGCAGCUUUGGCCGCUGUGUGACUUCAUCACCGUGCACACGCCAUUAAUGCCUUCCACGGUUGGGCUACUCAAUGACGAAACCUUUGCUAAAUGCAAGAGAGGAGUGAAAGUAGUCAACUGUGCACGAGGCGGCAUCAUCGACGAGGCCGCUCUCCUCAGAGCGCUGGAGUCGGGGCAGUGUGGAGGCGCCGGCCUUGACGUCUUCGUGGAGGAGCCCCCUCAGGACCGCUCGCUGAUCAACCAUCCCAACGUGAUCAGCUGUCCACAUCUGGGCGCCAGCACCAAGGAGGCGCAGGCGCGGUGCGGCGAGGACAUCGCUCUGCAGAUUGUAGACAUGGUGAAGGGCAACAAGCUGGUUGGAGCUGUAAAUGCACAGGUUUUGGCGAGCACUUUCUCCCCUGAUUCUUCUCCGCUGAUUAAACUUGGAGAAGCGAUGGGAUCCGUGCUGCAGUCCUGCAGCUCCUCCAACAAACCACUCAGCCACGUACAAAUCACUUCUCAAGGUGAAGGCAUGAAGUCGUGCUGUGGGUACAUGACGGCUGCUGUCCUGGUUGGACUUCUCAACGGCGGCGCCGGCGUCUGCCCAAACCUCAUCAACGCGCUGAGCCUCGCCAAAGAAUUUGGAAUCACGGUAACACAAAGCCACAACAUGUCUGACGAGGCUUCUCCUGGCGCCUGCACCGUGGAAGUCAUGACCGACGGCCGCAGCUACAAAGCCACCGGCGCCGUUCGAGGUGGCCUGCCGGUUCUGCUGGAGCUGAGCGGCAGCAUGUUCAGGCAGCCCGUGUCGCUCACGGGGAAUUUGCUGUUCUUGAAGGCUCCCGCAAGUCCUGAGCUUCUCUCCUCCGUGGCUGGGCUGCUGGCCGCAGAGGGAGUGCAAAUCGAGUCUUUCAGUGCUCCCACGGAACGCUCUGGAGAUGUGUGGUAUUGUUUAGGAGUGUCUUCUCUGCUGGCAGACCUCCGUGCCUUCAAGCCUUUGGCUCAGGAGGUUGCCCAGCUCAGCGCUUGAUUGGAGGAAGACGGCAAAGAAGCACAGCGCCGGGAUGACGUCGAGAAGUGGAAAAUGGCACAUUUGCGUGUCUUAUGGGUCCAUCUUUGCCUUAGCAUUUCCAGCUUGCCUGUCUUGAGUUAUUUACAAAUUACAUUCCAGUGUUAAGAUGCUUUUUCAUGCUUUGUCAGUAAAACUGAUGAAAAUUGUGUUUCUCUGAUUGUUUUACAAAGAUCCUUUUUACACAUUUUGAAGAAGGACUCAAAAGAGAGUAGGUGAACAUUUUGUGCUCAAAAUGUGCAAAAACAUAUCAAAGCAGGUACAGAAAUGGUUUUGGAAUUGGUGAAAAUGCACGGCAAAAUGUUCACUCAAAUUGCCAUCAUCGGUUCAAUGAGUCGCUGAGCGAAUCGCUGAAAACCGGCAAAUCGAUCAAAACUUGUUGAAUCGGGACUCGUGGAUACCGGUCUCCGUCAACUUGUUCACUUACUGACCGCUGCGAGCACCAGCUGAAUUAAAAAAGGAAACAAGGUAACAUGCCAGGGUGUGAUUAAAUGCGGGAUGAGUCGGGGGACUUGGUUCUCGAGUGACUCGAGUACCCGAUUCCCUUCAUCGAGUGACUCAUAAGAACUCCAGUCGAAGGAAUCGAGUUAGCCAUCAGUAUUCUUCUGAAUGACUUUGCAUUUUGCAGUGGUGUACAAUAGUGAUGAUUUAGUGAUAGUGAGUCAACGUCAGGCU